This is a messenger RNA of Anopheles coluzzii, 702 nucleotides long. RefSeq lists its product as uncharacterized. Lineage: Eukaryota; Metazoa; Arthropoda; Insecta; Diptera; Culicidae. Bases 1 to 702 code for a protein of 233 amino acids. The record is from RefSeq and is a predicted model, not a curated record. The transcript has a single exon.
AUGAAGCAUUUCCUACCACUGCUCGGUUUGGUGGCGCUGCUCGGUGCGGUCACAGCGGGACCGAUAUCGAUGAGCAACAACAACAUCGGGGACAUCGUGAAGGUUAACGUGGAUGCCGACGUCGAUAUCAAGAGCGAGAUCAACGUGGAGCUGGUGAAUGUGAUUGCCGAGCUGCUGCUGGAGCUGCGGGAUGUGAACGUGAACGUUUGCCGGGGAUCGUCCUCCGAAUCGUCAUCCUCCUCGUCUGAGGGCACCAGUGAGGAGACUAGUGAGGAGACUAGUGAGGAGACCAGCGAAGAAACUAGUGAGGAGACUAGCGAGGAGACUAGCGAGGAAACUAGCGAGGAGACUAGCGAGGAGACUAGCGAGGAGACUAGUGAAGAAACCAGCGAAGAAACCAGCGAAGAAACCAGCGAAGAAACCAGCGAAGAAACUAGUGAAGAAACCAGUGAAGAAACUAGCGAAGAAACUAGCGAAGAACUCAGCGAAGAAUUAAGUUCCACUACCAUCACUACCACCGGCACUUUGCCAACAACGGGACUGCCUGAUGCCAUGCCCUACCAGCAGUUGGUGCAGUCGCUCGUGAAGACCAAACCGGACGGUUACAAUGCGCCCGGCAUGACCAAGGAGCAAAAGGAGCAACUGUGGCGCCAGCAUGUGGAGCAGCUGGUCCAGAAGCACAUCGUCGACCGUCAACCAUAA